Molecule: messenger RNA, 2428 nt
Organism: Aspergillus calidoustus
Lineage: Eukaryota; Fungi; Ascomycota; Eurotiomycetes; Eurotiales; Aspergillaceae
Source: the annotation of a GenBank genome assembly
CGAAUCUUGAAUAUUCCUCAUUCAGCACGUUUUCUUUCCAAUGAAAGUAUACGAGACACGAAUACCACAUAGCCAGUAAGAUGGAGCAACCGACAAGAAUUCGCAAAAGAGUGCCAAAAUCUUGUCGGCGGUGCCAUCGACGAAAACAACGCUGCAUUGGAUUCCCCACUUGCGCCAACUGCAACGCGGCAAACGAACCGUGUCUGCGCUCAGAGACAUCUCUAUCAUGGCAUCAUGGAAUGUCCAAGGGUGCGUUGGCUCACCGGAUCGAAGUGCUGGAAGCCCAUCUCUCUGCCACCAUUCAUGACGGUCUACCUUCUCCCGACGGAGCAGAAGUGGGGGAGGAGGAGAUCCGGUCAACUGAGGGUACCCCUACACAGUCUGCUGUUUUGGCAGAAGAACAGGCCGCUUCGGAGGAGUCCAGAGGCAGGAAGAGGGCCAGGCCGAAACCUGCGGCUACGCCCUACUUUGGCCCUUCAUCCGGUGUGACGAUUACAGAGCAUCUGAGUCGCAUUGUCGGGGAGGAUGUCACUUGGGCCGAUCGCUCGAUUCUGGUGCAUGGCACGGAAGAACAGGAGGGACCAAUUUCUCCUGCUCCCACGACCGAGCAGGGCAAGGCUGCGCCACCCGAUGAUGCUGUCGGCAAGCAGCUCCUCGACGCAUAUUUCAACAACCUGCAUAAGCGACUACCGUUUCUUGACCGCGCGGAGAUUCUCCAGCUGCAUUUGAGGCGGCAUGAUGCGCGUGGUGCUGGCGCUAUCGCUAGCGGUGGCCAGCAGCCUGAGUAUGGAAUGUUUAAGCUCUUCAUGGUGUACGCUAUUGGCGCGGCUAUGUUGCAGCUGAGUGAUCAGCACGAAUCAAUGACACCAAACACGUAUUUUGCUACUGCGUUGCAAUUUGAUGGCACGGCGGCGCGAGAGGCACUGUCCAUUGCGGGUGUGGAGGGGCGUAUGUUGAUGGUUAUAUACCAGCUGCGAUCAAAGUCAAGCUCGAGCGUUUGGUUCGCAAUUGGCAUGGCAAUGCGAAUAUGCAUUGACCUAGGUAUGCAUCGCGAAUUGCACUACAAGGAACUGUGUCCGCAGGAGGCGCAGCUGCAUCGAAAAUUAUUCUGGAGCGUAUACGUGAUCGAGAGGCAUGUAUCAUGGUGUCUUGGGCGGCCAUUUAGCAUCGCAGAGGACGAUAUUGAUACUCAGAUCUUGGCUGACGCUGACGACUCGAGCAUUGCUGUGCAGCCAGGCCGUUUCGGGUUAUCGGCAAAUACGAAUUUACCCGUGAACAGACGGUUCAUUGCGACAGUACAGCUCCAACGAGUCAUGUCCCGCAUUCAUACCAAGCUCUACGGGGUAGACAGGAACAUAUCUGCUUUGGCCCCGCAGUUGCCCUCGCUGUUGGCCUUGCUGGAGGAGUACAAAACCAAUUUACCUUCUCUUGAGCCGCGCGAUUAUGACUUUAUGCUCAUGCAUUGGAAUAACUGCGUUCGCGUACUCCUGCAGCCAUUCCUGGGUAUCCUUGACCCAGAUGAUGAACAUAUUCGAACCUGCCUACACGCAUCGGGACAAAUGUGCCAAAUUUUCAAGCGUUCUCAACAAAGGGGCAUAUCGGGGUUCUCUUUUCUCCUGGCUAAUUCGGUAUACCUCGCGGGGCUGACGAUGUGUUUCUGUCUGUUUCGAUCUCCACGUUCAUGGACGACGAGCGUGGCAAAUGAUCUCCGUGCGUGCUCGUCCGCUAUAUUUGUUACGGCUGAGCGGAUUCCCAGCUUCAGAAACUCCCGCGACGAAUUGGAGAAUAUGAUCAAUCGAACCAUGGAUUUUAUUCAUGAGACGUCGACUACGAGCCAACAUGUGUCGAGCCAGCCAGUAUCAUGGGUGGAAGGGCAGUUCACAAAUAUCGGGGGUUCACUCGACCUACAAAACAUGGGCAUCCUGGAGACACAAGGGCAGGAAAAUCCCCUAUUCGGAGACUUUUUCACCGAGGAUCUUUGGACUGCCGAGACCCUCAGUCUCCCUACGCUGGAUUUAUUUGGUUUGGAUUGGAAUGGCCAGGCUUAUCAGCAAUAGAGAAUUCGAUUUCAUGGCUGGUAUACACGACUUGGGAUACGCAAGUUAAAGUCAACAACUACCAAUGACAGGGAGCAAGAGUAUCCUCAAUGCCCAAGUCCUGCCUACGCGAUUUGCUUCCUGGGUCAAAAUACGGAAUCUCCCCCACGCCCACUGCACGAUUCCCACUUCGAGGACCGAACCCUUCGUGGUCGCCGGUCGCGGUAUGGAAUACGCUGCGAUUGUCCCAGAUUGCUGUAACCGCCAGUCAGCUCUCUGUAUCUGCAGAAACCCGGAAUGGUGCAGAGACACUUACCAAUGUCAUUAGGACUAUUCCAUUUGAAUCGGACCUGAAGGUCAUGUCCGUGGGUAAUCAUAUCAUGGAACCACUG